CUUAUCUUUCCCAUCUCUGGUCCGGCCUCCACCGUACGCGUCGAGCUACACCCGCAGCUCUGCAGCCAUAUCAACAACGGCCACAAUCGACGACACACUCCCCAAACCAAGACCGCCACCCGACGCGCGUCCUGUGCAACUCGCAGGCAGGAGAUGUCUUCGGAUGUCGAGACUCCCAAACGGGAGCCGACGCCCUCUGGCUCCGUUUCCUCCAUCCCGCAAAAACGCGUGCUCGACGACACCCAUGGGCCCGCGGUGUCAUCGCCUCUGAAUCCAGAUAUUAGGCGGCUGGACUCCCAACCCCCUGAGGACGCUUCCCACCCGAACCGAACCAAGUCUUCUCGGGCGAAAAAAGACUCCUUAAAGAAACGCGAGGCCAAGGGCGGCCCGGACAGCCGCUCCGGCACCCCAGACCCCAGAGCUCCGCCCGAGCUCGCGACGGACGAGACGGGCCCUUUACGAUAUAAGCUCGCGCCGCCAAAGCCCUCCGACUUUGAGCCACCCCGGGGACCAAUUACGACGUCUCAUCAUGAGGUCACCACCCAGGCAGGCCAGAGUGUCGAGUUCUUCGAGACUUCAGAACACGUCUUCAACAAGAAAAACUUUCGCUACACGCACUGCAUUGCCGAUCCCCUGUUCCCGUCCACGAUUUAUUACCGCCAGACCGAAUCUGAGCCUUACGGUCCGCGCAUGAGCUACGAGGAUGCUGCGAGCCACGUGUUCUUUGACAAAUCCGCGCGGCAAGUCACCACUAACAAAGGCUUUCGAAUGGCGCGAGCCAAUGUGGCAGUCCGGGAAGGAUGUUGGUACUGGGAAUGUAAAAUCGUCAAAGGUGUGCGGGGGCCAAAGGAUGGCUCGAGCAAGCCCGAGGGUGGCCAGCACGUCCGCAUGGGUUGGGCAAGGCGCGAGGCUUCGCUCGACGCGCCCGUCGGUUUUGACGCCUACAGCUAUGGCAUCAGGGACGUUGCGGGUGAAAAGGUGCACAUGUCACGCCCCAAAGAAUUCUUUCCCGCUGGCGAAGGUAUCCGCGAAGGCGACGUCAUUGGGCUCGAGAUACAGCUGCCGUCCGAGUACCUGCACCGCAAGAUCAUGUCCGGAAACUACAACCCCGCGGUGGACUCGGCUGAUGAGGAGCCGCCAUCCACUGCUGAGGCCCCGAAUAUUGUACGCGACCGAGUACCUAUCCGGUUCAAGGCGCACACGUACUUUGAGAAGAUCGAGUACCACUCAACGAAGGAGCUUGAGGACCUGAUGAACCCAUCGCCUAUAGGCGCAGGCUCCUCAACCUCGCAAACCCCCAAUCCGCUUCAUGCGCAACCUGCCCUGCGCACACUGCCCCAAUCAUGCAUCAAGGUCUACAAGAACGGUACCCUAAUGGGCCAACCGUUUGCAAACCUCCUGGGCUUUCUUCCUCCCGCUUCCAAGCCUAUGCCACAAGUUGGGGCACGCGAGGGCCUCGAUGAUGGGAUGCUCGGCUACUACCCCGCCGUGAGCGUCUUUCGGGGCGGCGCGGCAGAGGUCAACUUUGGGCCCAACUUUUGGUACCCGCCGCCGGGCUACAAGCACGCGUCGGUUUCCACGGACGACGAUGUGGACAUGAUCCCGACGGAGCCACGGAUCAGGGCGCUGUCGGAGCGGUGGAGGGAGCAGAUUGCCGAGGACAUCGUGUACGACGUGGUCGACGAGGUAGACUUUUGGAUGCAAGAUGGUGGCGGCUCGACGGAUCAGAACGGCACGGCCCCACGCGAAGGCUCUUCAGCCAUGGGCCUCGGGCGCGAGGAAAUCAAGGAGUUGGUACAGGACGACUGAGCAUAGACGCCUGGGUUGACGGCGUGGUCACGAGGCUCGUAGGUUGAGAUACCCAUUGCGUUUGAAGGACACGUACCCAAGUUUACAAUAUGUAUGCCCGCGUGUCUGCGGAACGUUAAUCCAGCUCCGCCCACAUUGUAGCAUAUAAUAACGAUGCAAUCCAUGCCAAUCAUGC
Molecule: messenger RNA, 1984 nt
Organism: Purpureocillium takamizusanense
Lineage: Eukaryota; Fungi; Ascomycota; Sordariomycetes; Hypocreales; Ophiocordycipitaceae
Gene: ASH2
Product: transcription factor, contains a PHD finger motif
Exons: 2
Coding region: 154-1809 (551 amino acids)
Cellular component (GO): Set1C/COMPASS complex
Molecular function (GO): transcription cis-regulatory region binding; protein binding
Source: RefSeq, a predicted model, not a curated record